Messenger RNA from Dendronephthya gigantea, 2913 nucleotides. RefSeq names its product RUN and FYVE domain-containing protein 2-like. The transcript is spliced from 20 exons. The coding region runs from base 11 to 1903 and encodes 630 amino acids. Gene Ontology annotation, cellular component: cytoplasm. The record is from RefSeq and is a predicted model, not a curated record. Gene Ontology annotation, molecular function: metal ion binding. NCBI's taxonomy places the organism in Eukaryota, Metazoa, Cnidaria, Anthozoa, Malacalcyonacea, Nephtheidae.
AUUUGGCAAUAUGGCAGCCAGUUCAGAUGAUUCAGAAAACAUUUCUGACCUAGUUGCUUCGCGAUCAUCAAGCACUUCCUCUUUAAAUGGUCCUAGAAGUUUUGCUUAUGCAGCUGUCGAACGUGCAAACCUUUUAAAUCUCUCUAAAUUAUGUAUAAAAAACUUAAUAGAAAGCUCCUUAAAAUCGGGUCGAAAUUUGGGGGAAGAUCAUUUACCAUUGCAACAAUUUUUUGUUAUUAUUGAACAUGUUUUGAGGCAUGGUCUAAAGGUUAAGAGGAAUUUCCUUGGGGCAAGCAAGGACUAUUGGGGACCCUUGGAGAAUAUUGAGAAAAUUGAUGCCGAUGCAGCUGAGAUCACAGAGAGUGUGCGCAGCUUGCCUGGGCUCAAGACAGGUUUAGGUCGUGGCAGAGCAUGGCUUCGCCUGGCAAUGAUGCAAAAGAAGAUAGCAGAUUACCUCAACAGCUUACUCACGCGGAAAGAUAUUUUAAGUGAAUGGUACGAGCAGUCAGCGACAAUGAUUGGAGAAGAAGGGGCAGUUAUUGGUGGUCUGUUAGUAGGGCUGAACGUUAUUGAUUGUAAUAUGUGCAUCAAGGGGGGCGAUCUGGAUCUUCAGAGAAGUGUCAUUGAUUUAAGUUUUUAUCUCAAAGAAGGGAAUUACUUGGAAAAACCUGAUGAUGAUUGUUCAACAAGCACAAACAAUGAAUCACAAAAUGUCAACAUGGAAUUGGUUUUGGAUCAGAAAGCUUAUCUUGAAGAAAUCAACAGAAGUCUCGCCUCAAACAUGGCAGAUCUCCAAGCAAAGAUGAAAAUUUUAGAAGACCUGGAUAAAACACAAAAGGAGGAGAUUGGCAAUUUGAAAUAUGAAUUAAAGUCAGUUGUGGAGGAGCGAGAUGAACUGAAGAAAGGAAGCGAUGUGGUUGUUUUACAACAUAAAAGACAGCUGGAGAUAGUGCAAGCUGAUAUCGGUAUUGAAAGAGAGACUUAUGUAAAGUCAAGGGAAGGUUUGAAUGAGAUGUAUGAGGAUGUCAGAAAGCAACUUGACAACGAAAAGAAAUUGAGGAAGGAAACAGAAUCUGAGUUGGAACUUGUCAAAAACAUGAAAAAUGAAAGUCAGAUUGCAAUGCAACUGUUGGAGAAGGACAUCCAUGAUAAACAGGAUACGUUGAUCUCGUUAAGACGACAGCUACAGGAUAUCAAGACUAUAAAUUUAGACUUGCACACAAAAUGGCAGGAAAGUCAAACGGCCAAAGCUCAAAAUGAGGAGAAAUGGGCAGAAUUGGGAGAAAAAUAUUCCCGCAUUACGAUCGAAUCAAAAGAUUUAGAAAACAAGUUAAAUGAAGUAUGCAAGGAGAAGAGCGCUGUCGAGGAAACUAUGCAGCAAAUAAGUCAGCAACUGGUCACGUGUGACGGCAAAAGAAAUGCCCUGGAAGUUGAUCUAAAGAUUGAACGUGACUGGAGGUCAGGUCUUCAGGAAGAGCUCACACGAGUCAAUGAAAAUCUCACUCAGAUGGAAGGACGAGUUCGUGAACUCGAAGUCGUAAAACAGAAAUACGCGACUCUAGAAGAAGCUCACAAUGAGUUAAAGAAAUCGUAUCUAGAACAAGAAACGGCGUUGGUGGAAAUGGGUAAUACAUUAAGCAGUUCUCAUUUAAAAGUCGUCGAGAUGAAAGAGGCUCAUCAAAACAUGAAGGAAAUGAAAUGGACCGACGAUAAGGACACAGCCUAUUGUCAAUUUUGUAAACAGGCCUUUUCAAUUUCUCGUCGGAAACACCAUUGUCGUAAUUGUGGUGGAAUCUUUUGUAAUUCCUGUUCGGACAAUGCCAUGCCUCUCCCAUCCUCCGCUAAGCCAGUGCGCGUGUGCGAUAUCUGCUAUAAUACAUUGCUAGAAAGAUACCAAAGUUGACAUGGACUGCGUAUGGAAUAUAAUGAAAUUGGAGGAAAACUCAAUUUCUAGACCUUUUGGAACAGCAGCCAAACGUAAGGUUUCUGGCACGAUACAGCGGUUUCUGCAAGACGUUAUGAUUAUGAAGAGAUGACCCUGCAAAAGCUGCAUUUUUAUAACCGAAUGAAAUGUCGUGUAUCGGAACAAUUGGUUGAAAAAACGCAUGAAGCGUUCCUCUACCUUUCUCUCCAAGUGAGAAAACUCUCAUAACAUCUUGGAACUUGCAUGUCACUUCUAAGGUUUUAUAUUCACUUUGAAUCACUCAGAAUUUAGCCACGUAUAUAACGUCUAUACCUUAUAACACUGAAUUAAUACCGAAAGUUAAUUUUUUCUUCAGACUUUAUAUGAGCUGAUAACACUCGUUAUGUUGAUAGGUUGAUGAAGUAGCACUAGCGUAGACAGCCUGUCGAUUUGUCCCGCUAUGCUAAUAUUUUAGUGUUCGCUGACUGUGAAAACAAUAGAUUUCUAAAGACAUGAAUAAUUAUAAUAACUCGAAAUUUACAUAGCGGGACAAAAUCGUCAGGCUGGCUACGCCACUGUAAAGUAGUUUUAAUCGUGCGUGAAAUUGUAUGACACAAAUUGUUCUUUGAUCUUGACGAUUUUGAUUGUGCAUGAAAAUUAAAUAUAUUUUUUGAAACUUGCCAAUGAGCAUGCAAAUGAUUUUGUGAAAAUACCAUUCGUGUACAUACAUAACGGUACAAAUUGUUAAAUAGAAUUACAGAACGUAAUCGACUGCAAUGUAUUGACUAUACUCUAUAGAGUUCGUCUCUAUGUGGUUGUGUAUUUGGUUGUGUAAAAGUCGGUCAAUUAAUCCUUCCAAUCAAUCCGUAAUUGUUCAAAUCUAAAAGGCUUAAUCGUGUAAAGUGAUUUGAAUUUUGAAGUAUUUGAAAGUCAAGACGCGAUUUUUGCUUGUAAACAAGAUUAUUACGUCCCAAGUUAAUGCUACUUAAAUCUCGAUGUAGAUUUUUUAA